UUCACCUGACACAGGAGGAGCUGGCAAUGGCCUCCAGGGUUAGCAGUGAUGUUUUGGGUGGUGACCCUCUGUGCAGCCUUGCUGUUCUCAGUCAAGGCCCCUGAGUACCAACACCCGGCAGGAGGAGCACGCUCUCCACUGAGGAGGGGAGAAGGUCAGCAGCAGCUCCUGGUCCAGGUUCUUCUUCCUCAGGACACGGAGGAGGUGCAGCUGCUGCUGGCCUUCUUUACCAGGGUGAUGGUGUGUGGGUCCAGGUGAGAUCAGCAGAGAAACCUGAAGGUGGAGACAGAUUCAACCUGUUCUUCAGUUACAGUGAGAGGGGGUGGAGCUGUCUGUGCCUCCUGAAGUCCAUUAUCAGAUGUUCAGCUUCAGGUUACUUUCUGAGCGCCGGUGGGACAUGUUCUCUACCUCCACCCUGUACGCCGUGUCAUCUCCAUCAGAGACGGGCCCAACCACGGUGGUGUCAUCCUUAUACUGGACGGAGACGUUGGGAUGCUCCAGGGGCCGUACAGCAGCCUGGACCGGGACCGGCUCCUCAUCCGGCUGCCCUUCAAAAGCUUUGCCGUGGGGACGGUUCUGCUGCCGGUGACCGGCUUCAUCGCCUGCAUCUUCAUCUCCCUCUGGUACCACUACGAGGACGCGACGUACACGCACUGUAAGGUGUCCAACUACCUCCCGUCCAUCAGCUCCGCCAUCAGCGGUGUGCCGGAGCGCUACAUCUGGCGCGGCUGCAUCGGGCUCCACUCGGCGCCGCGGUACCUGGUGGCCUUCGCCUACUUCAGCUUCUACCGCAGCCGCUUCGCCAACAGGCUGCGGGAGCUGCUGCUGAGCGGGCUGGCGCUCCUCUGCAGCCUCGCCGAGAACACCGGCCUGGUGAUGCUCACGUACGUGUCGUCCACGGAAACCUACAGUGUUCAUAAGUACGGGUUCAUCACGUUCAUAGGGAGCUCGCUGGUGCACAUGCUCACUACGUGCUGGCUGUGGUACGUCAUCAAGAGACACUACGUGAACCCAGAGGAAGUGACAUCAUAUCGCUGGAAGCUGCGUCUCUUCCUGUUCAACAUCAGCUGCUUUGUGAUCGCCGCCUACUUCUUCAGACGCCACAACAAAUACUGUGAAGCAGGAAUCUACUCCCUGUUCGCCGCCUUCGAGUACCUGGUGGUCUUCUCCAACAUGGCCUUCCACAUGACGGCCUUCUGGGACUUCGGGAGCAAAGAGGUGACCGUGGCCACGCCGCCGGAGGACAAACGAUACUGAGCAGGAGGGGGCGUGGUGUUUCUACAAUUUCUGAACUCAAGCGAAGAGAGAGGAGUCUGAUGACAUCAUUCCAACGACACCCUGACCUUCGGAGCGGGACGGCGUGAUGGAGACGUGGACCAGAGUUCUUCUUCUUCUCUUGUUGUUUCUCUAGUGCGCCUGUGUCUUUAAAUCAUCAGAAAUGAUGCGUAUUGAUGAUGUCAUUGAUGAUCAGCCUGCUGUGAUGAUGUCACACUUGUUUGUUUACAGAAACAGCUGAUCAGGGUUUUAAUGGUUUUAUUUCCACACAGAUGAAAACCAUCAGAGACAAAAUAAAUGUGAUGAUGAUGAUUU
Maylandia zebra (zebra mbuna) is the source of this 1590-nucleotide messenger RNA. RefSeq names its product post-GPI attachment to proteins 2 (gene pgap2). NCBI's taxonomy places the organism in Eukaryota, Metazoa, Chordata, Actinopteri, Cichliformes, Cichlidae. Gene Ontology annotation, biological process: GPI anchor biosynthetic process. Gene Ontology annotation, cellular component: endoplasmic reticulum membrane; Golgi membrane. The record is from RefSeq and is a predicted model, not a curated record.